Molecule: messenger RNA, 948 nt
Organism: Striga asiatica
Lineage: Eukaryota; Viridiplantae; Streptophyta; Magnoliopsida; Lamiales; Orobanchaceae
Source: the annotation of a GenBank genome assembly
ACCGCGCGCCUAUGCCCGGUUUUGGACCCCUCUGAGGUCCGCCGUUCAUCGAUUGUGAAGGCGAAUGUCUGGGAAUUUAGAAAGCUGGCGGUAAACGCCGUCGCACCACACGAUCUCACCAUCUGCGGCCUGAUCUCCCGCAAAUCCGUUGCCUUUUACCUCCGCCGAGGACGUCAUUGGCUUGUAAAGGUUUGUGAAAUUGUCCACCCACCUCUACACACCUUUGGCACUGAAUCAUCUUUAAUUACAGGUUUAUCUCUGUUUCAGGAAUCCAGAAACAUGGCGAAUCAGCCCAUACAUGUUGUUGCCAGGACAUCUACCCCAAUCAUCUCCUUCGUGCGUAGAAAUGUUGGUCCGUGCUUUGGAGUGUCUGUUGCUGGUAUUUGCUGCUUUAUGUACAGGGAACGAAGAAAUUCAGAAGCUAAAAAUGAGAUAAAGAGGACGUCAGAAAAACUGUCCUCCCUCAGGAAAAAAAGGACGGAAUUGGAGGCCGGUAUUGAGAGGUUACAAGCCAAAAUCAGGAAGGGUGGGGAAACAGGAAUGGUGGGGAAAGAAAGUGGGAGGAAUAUUUGUGCUUGCAUUGAAAGGAGAGUAUCAUCUGCAGUGUUUUUCUGCGUGGACCCAACACCGAAUGUGAAUUCUCGUGGGGGGACUUCGAAUGAGGCCCAGGAAAAUAUUGAAACGCAACCGAUCACCGUUGGAAAGCAAAAUUGUCCUCGGGCAAGGUUGUGGGCGGUUGAGAAGGUGUGGAGAGUUAUUUCCAUAAUAAUAGAAAAUCAGUUUUGGCCAAUAUCUACAAAAUUACCAAUAACAAGAAACACCCAAACCAGCAGCACCACCGAGGCUCGAGAAGUAGAUCGGAUAAAUCUUUGCAGAGAAGAUCGUAAGACUGAAGAACUGAGGGGUAGAAGUGCACAGAGUUCUGACCUAUUUCUAUUGCUCAAGUUU